Molecule: messenger RNA, 3531 nt
Organism: Xiphias gladius (swordfish)
Lineage: Eukaryota; Metazoa; Chordata; Actinopteri; Istiophoriformes; Xiphiidae
Product: zinc transporter ZIP1-like
Exons: 5
Coding region: 1841-2866 (341 amino acids)
Biological process (GO): zinc ion transmembrane transport
Cellular component (GO): plasma membrane
Molecular function (GO): zinc ion transmembrane transporter activity
Source: RefSeq, a predicted model, not a curated record
GGGCUUCACACCCUCUCACGAGCAGACCCGCGGGUGCUGGACUUGACGCUGUACGUCUUUGUAAUAAACCUUUUAUAUGGAAUCGAGAAGGUGUCAGUGGAGCCUCCUUCAACCUCUUCACAUCAUCAACACCAUGUAGUAAACUACAAUGAUGUUUUAUUUUAUAAGUCCGGUUGGUGAAGCCUGUGAAGGUUGGUACGACGUCUUUAGUACUGCAGCCUGCGAGGGACCAGCAUUUGCAGACACUCGGCCUUCAGCCCUCCACCUGACGGAACGCGGGGGCUCUGGCCUCUGACUGUUGGUGAUGAAAAGCGACAGACACGCAGGGCUGUUCCAGGAUUCGUGCUCAGCUGUGGCAUCAGCAGCUGCUCGGUCCUCCUCCCGGCUGCGGCUCGUCAUCAGGUUGGACACAACACCACCGGGAAACCAGCGCUUCCGCCGUCGAAAUAAGAGCACGACGUGCGGUCUGGAAGGAAAACAGGCCGCGUUGGCCACUUUCCUGCUACAUGCUCAGACUAAACUACAUAUCGACACUGUAACGCCAGCUCCACUAUUUUUGGAAGUUUGCAUUCAAGAAAUCAAUGUACAGCACCAUCUAUCAUGAAACCGUACGUGUUGUGUGCUGACAGAUGUCAAUCAAUUUAUAUAAUAUAUCGUUUAUAUAUAAAACUAUAUAUAAUAUUUAUAGUGAGUUAUAGUGAUAACGUGGGAUGGCUUUAUCUUCAUAGAGAAAAGCAAAAUUUCCACAACAUCAAACCGAUGUUUUACAGGCCCCCUAAUUGUUUGGAAUGACCUGGUAACACGUUCCUUUGUUUAGCAUUUUAAAGCAGUUCAUGAACAGCUACUAACUGGUUUGUGACAAACUGUAAUGUAGUUAUAAGCAGAUCCCAGUGUUUUUACUGACGCCUCCGUCACCGGCUCCAACUCCACCCGUGGACACGCGUCAGCGGAGGCUGCUGGAGGAACAGACGGCGAACGACAACGCAGUGAAACACGGGAUGGAGUAACAGAAAAUAGGUUUUCAUAGGACAAAUCAUGUACAUUAAUAGACGCUUAACGCGGCAUACAAUACACUACAGUGUCUUAUAAACCACUUAACACACUUAAAGUUUAGUGUUUCCAAGGAAUGAAUGUGAAAGUGUAAACUCAUAGAAAGAUCCAUGAAAAAACUAGUGUGUGUUACAGGGGAAAUGGAGACAGUAUUCAGCUGGUAAACUUCCAGAUAAUUACAUCCCAUCAAUUCAUAGCAUAAACAACACGCUAAACAUGCAAAACAACAAAUACAUUCAAUUUUUCCACAAGUAAACACAUAAAUUCCAUAUAAAUAUAUAUGGAGAAUAAAUCGACAACUUCUCAUAGACUGAACAAAACGACUGAAAAUCAAAAGGGAGUCUCUGAUUAACAGUUCUCUGCUAAAUAAAACCAGGUCACGUCAUAUUUUGAGGAAACCUCUCUGGGAAUUAAAAGGAAAAUAAGAGCAUGUUUCGACUCCAUCUCUGAUCAUGGCGGCAAAUGCGCACAGGAGGCUUUUAUUUUGAAAACAGGAACCGUGCUGCGUAACUGUGUUGCGCUUGACGGCAGCUCCAGCAUAAAGCGAGAUCAGCUGAUGGGAACUGACUCACCACUUCCCGGACAACAUCUCAGCUCAUCGAGCCGAAAAAACUACUCAGUAAACUGGAUUUGAUUCCUCUGACUUCAAUAGAAUCCGGUUCUCCUGAGGAGGGUCAAUCCGGACCAGACACUCAUCUCCAUGUGUGAAUCCAUGGCGGCCGUUUGAGGUCUCCUCCCCCGCUGCCUGACUCAGAAGUGACGGAGGAGGUGCAGAGAAACCAGAUUAAAGAUGUCUCUCGGAGGUAGAGUUUCCUCCUCCGUCCUCCGGUCUCCUGGGAGGGAAACGGUGGCUUUGCAGGCCAACCCGGCCGACAUCCCCGUCCUGGAGAUCAAACUGGGAGCGCUGGUGGUCCUGCUGUCCGUCACGCUGCUGUUUGGAUUCGCCCCUCUCUGCAUCGUCCGGGGGGCGGGGCGCUGCAGCAUGGACCCAGAUAUGCGGCGCAGGCUGCUGAGUUUGAUCAGCUGUUUCGCCGGAGGAGUUUUCUUGGCCACCUGCCUGUUGGACCUGCUGCCGGACUACCUGCAGGGCAUCAACGAGGCCUUCAGCAACGCAGGAAUCACACUCCAGUUCCCUCUGCCUGAGUUCAUCGUGGCCAUGGGCUUCUUCUUGGUCCUGGUCCUGGAGCAGGUUGUCCUGGCCUUCAAGGACCAAUCAUCCGUAUACUUAGAGGAGCGUCGGUCUCUGUUGGUGGACUCCAGCAUCCAGACAAACGACAGGAACAGUUACCACCACUCCCAUCACCAGCGUCACGGACCAGAGGAGGCUGAAGGCGGGCACUUCCACGUGGACUUCGGCUCUCAGUCCGCCCUGCGAGCCUUCAUCCUGGUCUUCUCUCUGUCUCUGCACUCUGUGUUUGAGGGUCUGGCGGUGGGGCUGCAGGAGGAGGGGAAGGAGGUGCUGGAGAUCUGCCUGGCGCUGAUGAUCCACAAGAGCAUCAUCUCCUUCAGCCUGGCCUUCAAGCUGUCCCAGAGCCGGCUGCGGCGGUCUGUGGUUGCCGGCUGCCUGCUGCUGUUCACCAUCAUGUCCCCGCUGGGCAUCGGCCUGGGUAUCGGCCUCACCGAGACCAAGGCGCUCCCGCAGCACCAGCUGGCCCGCUGCACGCUGGAAGGGCUGGCGGCGGGAACCUUCAUCUACAUCACCUUCAUGGAGAUCCUGCCGCACGAGCUCAGCUCCCCCAGGCACCGCAUGCCCAAGGUGGCCAUGCUGCUGGUGGGCUUCGCCCUGGUCACCGCCGUGCUCUUCAUCAAACUGUAACCAUGGCGACGCACGUACACAAGCCUGACAACGAGCUUGUCCGUCUGACGCCAUGCACCAGAGUGUUCUCGGACAAGGCAACAAACCUCUGCCUGCUCAUCCAUCACGGUCCGCUAAAAGCUCCAAGUCUGUGUUUCAGAAGAUCCCAGACCUGAACACAGGUUGGGAUAAGGAAACCAGUAAAACCAGUCCCCCUAACAUUUUGGAAAAUAAUUCAGAUGUUCCAUAAAUAGAUAUCGUUUCUACUCUCUGUGCUUUUUAAGCCUCAGUCAUGUACAAAGCUGGAAUACCAAAGGGAAAAACAGGCAAUGGCCCCAGAGGCCUCAGGGGCUCCAGGGGCCUCAGGGGCUCCAGGAGCUCCAGGGACCCCAGGGCCCCGGGGGCCCCAGAAGCCCCCAGUUUACUCCACAUCAUUUGGGUCGACAUACUUUAAUUGAUCACAGAUCUGAAGUAAAACAUCAGCUAUAACAGGUCCUCCAUCCUGCAGCUUGUGGUCCCGGUCUUGAAGAGGGACUGUGAACCGCUUCUUGUAAAGUGUUUUAUCAAAUUGCUUCAUUUUUUUUCCUGUUUGACAAGUAAUGGAACAGACAGGAAACCUCGAGCAAGGUCGUACGAGUCCGUCAUAAAAGAACUGUACGGCUGCAACCAGCAAUUAUUUUCAUCAU